AGUCAUUUUGGCUCAAGCCGAUUCGGGCUCCAUGGUGUUUUCGGGCACCAGGUGCCGUCAGGUGACCGCAGGCGCACCUUUCACUUACAAGGCGCUGCCGGCGCACUGCGCUCAGGAGGACCCCAGCCAGGAUUCGGAGGAGGAUGUGCUCCGGGAGGCCGACGAGCUGCUGGCCGUGACCCGCCGCCCGAGGCUGCUCUGGUGUGGUGCCUCUGCCGCGGGGGCCUGUGCGCUCCUCGCCGCGGCCGCCGCCUUUCGCUGGCGCGCGGCGGACCCCGCCCAGCUGCGCAGGGUGCCCGGCGCCGUGCUGGCCGCGCCGGGGGAGCUGGUGCUGGAGCUGCAGGCGAACGCGUCGCCGGCGGAGGCGGGCUCUGCGGGGAGCUGCAGGGCGCGGCUGCGGCGGCUGCAGGAGGUGGCCGCGCAGAGGCUGGAGUCGCCGCCAGAUCCCCUGUUCCCGGCCGAGGCCUCCUCGGUCUCUGGCAGCGGGGGUAGCUGCGGCGACUCGGCCUCUAAGGCCUCCACGCACUGCAGCCACUUCAACCACUGGGGCACCCUGCGCUCCAUCGCAGAUCAGCAGGGGCUCCCAGAUGUGGUCGUCUUCGGCUCCUCUGUGCGCCCAGACGACGUUGACCAGGGCCGGCUGGGCGACUGCUACUUCCUGUCCGCGCUGGCGUCUGUUGCGCACGCAUGUCCGACGUGCAUCAUGGGCAUGUUCGUCCAGAGGCACAAUGAGAAGAAUGGAGUCUACACCACCAGGUGGCUCCUGGACGGAGUGGAGAUGGAGGUCUCGGUUGACCACCUGGUCCCCGCGAAGUACGCCACCCCCUACUUCGCCCAGGUAUCGAACGGCGUCUUCUGGCCAGUCAUCCUGGAGAAGGCAUGGGCGAAGAUCCUGGGGUCUUAUCAUGCUGCCGAAGCGGGAAACUGGCUGAGCGCUGUAGGUGCCAUCACUCGCUCUCCCGUGAAGUCCGUGUGGCACCCGGAUUUAACGCAGGACGACCUGUGGAACGAGCUGGAACGUGCCUCGAGCAUGCAUUUCCCAGUCGGAGCCAGCACUGGAGACGGCGCGAGCAGCUAUAACCUCCCUGUGUCCCAUGCCUACGCGGUCAUCCUGGCACACGUGGAUCCCAAGUAUGGGCGCGUUGUUCGUUGCUUCAACCCUUGGAAUUCGGAUAGGUACCGCGGCGCUGUUCCAAACGAGAACAAGGGAGACGGCAUUUUCGACAUGAAGCUGGAUGAGUACUACCACGCGUUCAGGACAACGCAAAUAGGACUGGUUACCCCUAAUUACAUUUCCUCCUUUCAUGCGCUCCAGGUGUCGAAGCAAAUGAGCGCCCUGACUUUUUCAAUAGCUUCCGAAGAUACGUUUCAUGUGUCUCUUGUAUGGCCCAUGCGGAAGUUAGUCGAGCCUUGCCAGUUGAGACCUUCUGUAACUUUGGCGAUCGCCAGGCAGGCUAAAAGUGGCACAUUUGGUGAGAUAUUCCAUGGCGAAGAGAGCAACGACGCUGCGGUGAACAUGGUUACCGCCAAGGCCGCCGGAGGGAUUGGCACCUAUGAUGUGUUCGUGAGUGCGGAUUUCCCCAGCGAAGUCGCGGAUCGGGUUGUCGUGGUCGUGUACGCAAGCGAGGAAGUGAGCAUAACAAGUUCUCCGAAGUCCGCUUCCGAGGUGGCCCUGGCAAUGUUUGGCCCCGAGUGCAACGAGAGCCACGUCAGCUUCGUGGAGCACGGCGUUUUCACACCGAGUCCAGACAAGCUCGUGCGUGGCAUACCUACGUAUUGGAGCAUCGACGACGCGGAGUUUGCCUACUACACCAGCCGCCUCUGGUUCGUCACCAGUGCGGCUCACUGGCAGGCAGUCUCGCAGGGGAAGCUGUACUACAGCGCCAGGGUCGCCGCGCGGGAGGCCGGCUGCGGCUGCCUCGACGCGCCCACGGGCGUGCGCGGCUUCGACGCGCCCUGCGCGCGGGUCUCGCCCCCGCACCUCAAGUACUCCAACGUGGCCUGCGAGGGCGCGCAGUACUCCGCGCUGGUCCGCCGCUGCUGCCCCGUGACCUGCGGAGCCUGCCCCACCGCAGCGGGCCCGGCGCCGGCCAGCCCGCGGACGCUGCCACCGACGUUGACUUCGACGCUGGCGUUGACGACGACGACGACGACGACGACGACGACGACGACGACGACGACGACGCCCACGACACCGACGCACACGCCGACGGCGCCGAGUGCCGCGCCGCCUCUGGCGCUUCCAGCGGUGCCCGUAGCCCAGGCGCCGACGCCGCCGACGCCGACGGCGCCGACUUCGACUCCAGCGUCGACGACGACGGCGCGCACGACGCUGACGCCUACGCCGUCGACGACGACUUCGACGACGGUGUCGACGACGAUGGCGCCCACGACGCCGACGCCGACGCCAACAGCGCCGACUUCGACACCGGCGUUGACGACGACGGCGCCCACGACGCCUCCGCCGACGCCCAUGCCGACGGCGCCGAGUGCCGCGCCGCUCCCAACGCUUCGAGCGGAGCCUGGAGCCCAGUCGCCGACGCCGCCGACGCCGACGGUGCCGACUUCGACGCCGGCACUGACGACGACGCCCACGACGUCGACGCCGACGCCGACGGCGCCGACGACGGCGUCCACGACGCCGACGCCGACGCCGACAAGGAUAACUUCGACGCCAGCAUUGACGACGACGACGCCCACGACGCGGCCGCCGACGCCGAUGCCGACGGCGCCAAGUGCCGCGCCGCUCCCAGCGCUUUCGGCGGAGCCUGGAGCCCAGGCGCCAACGCCGCCGACGCCGACGGUGCCGACUUCGACGCCGGCACUGACGACGACGCCUACGACGUCGACGGCGACGCCGACGGCGCCGACGACGGCGCCGACGACGGUGCCCAUGACGCCGACGCCGACACCGACGAGGAUGACUUCGACGCCAGCAUUGACGACGACGACGCCCACGACGCUGCCGCCGACGCCGAUGCCGACGGCGCCGAGCGCCGCGCCGCUCCCAGCGCUUCCAGCGGAGCCCGUAGCCCAGGCGCCGAUGCCGCCGACGCCGACGGUGCCGACUUCGACGCCAGCCUUGAAGACGGUGCCCACGACACCGCCGCCGACGCCGACGGCGCCGACUUCGACGCCGGCGUUGACGACGACGGCGCCCACGACGCCGCCGCCGACGCCGAUGCCGACGACUGCGCCGAGUGCUGCGCCGCUCCCGGCGCUUCUGGCGGAGUCUGCAGCCCAGGUGCCGCCGCCGCCGACGCCGACGGUGCCGACUUCGACGCUGGCCUCGACGGCGGCGCCCACGACUUCGGCGCCGACGCCAGUGGCGCCUCUGGCAGAGGCGGGCGGCGGCGAGCAGCGCCCUCCCAUGCAAGCCGUGAGCGAGGACGGGCGCGGUGGUUCAGGAAGGUUUUUCUGCGGCGUGCUGCCAGUCCAGUGGUGCUCGGUCAGCUGGCUCAACUGGGUCAGGUCGAGCUGCAGCAGCCGUUGCCUGGUCCAUCCCGAGUAGCAGAAGGAUCGCUGCCCAAAGCUUGCCACAGCCAGCUGCAGCAUCGUUUCUCGGGGACGAACACGACCGUGAAACCAUGUUCGCAACCGCCAUUGCGCACAGUGUGGUGGACACGCUUCAGGGUAGAUUAGCGAGUGUGAUAGGUCAUGUAUAUUAUGCCACGGAUGAAUGCCUGCAGACCGUAGUGUACAUACUGGAGCGGCUCCCAGAUUCUUCCUGUGCGAAGGUCGUGGCGAGUGAUGGUAGGUAGGUUCGGGAGGUCGGCCGGAGGAAGACGGCAUGUCCCGCGAGGCUUUCGAGCUACACGCUCGGCGGUGUCGCCGGCGGUCCCGCGAGGCUUUAGAGCUACAGACUCGCUCGACGAGGCUUGGACGACGGGCGGUCCCGCGAGGCUUCCGAGCUACAGGCUCGGCGGGGUCGCCCUGGCGGCCGCCUGCUCCUCGGGAGGGGGAACAAAUAUCA
Molecule: messenger RNA, 3973 nt
Organism: Prorocentrum cordatum
Lineage: Eukaryota; Dinophyceae; Prorocentrales; Prorocentraceae
Source: the annotation of a GenBank genome assembly